AUGGCUGGAGAACACGGAAAUAACGAUAAUUCUAGUGUCAGUACUUUGCAAGCCGCCGUCGUGGAAAUACGGCGUUUGCAGACUCAAAUUGCGGCCAUUGAGGCCGAAAGAGCACAUGAGAAAGAAAAAGCGAAAAUGAUUUCAAAAGAGGAGGAAGGAGAGAGCGUCAUGGACGUACAACCUUUGGCACAACAUUUAUGGGAUACUCAAGUCUUAGAAGCAAUAAAGGUUCCUCACCUUCCUACUUUUGACGGAAAAACGGACCAUCGGGAGCAUUUGAUGGCAAUAGGAACACAAACUGCCAUAAUCAACGCUUCGGAACACCUAAAAUGUAAAUUACUAGCCGGUACCUUUAAGGACGUAGCCUUGCGUUGGUAUAUGAACCUUCCAAGGAAUUCAAUAGAAAGUUACGCUGAUUUUCACAAAAAGUUCAUCCACCAAUUCGCCGGAUCAAAACACGUGAAAGUCACGUCAACUAGCCUUUUUUCCAUUCGCCAAAACCACAGCGAAUCGUUACGCAGCUUUCUCGCCAGAUUCAGCGAGGCCACCAUUAAGGUUUCGAAUCCAAACCAAGAGAUGUUCGUGGCGGCUUUCCACAAUGGAUUGAGAGCAGGGCAUUUCAACGAAUCCUUAGCCCAAAAACCAGCAUCAUCGAUGCAGGAGGUAAACAAGAGAGCGGAGUGUUACAUAAAGGGCAAAGAGAGCAACGCCGAGAAAAGGCAAAGAGAUGCCAAGGAGAAAGAAUAUGUGGGCCGUACUACUAAAGCGCCAGAUCACCAGCGACAAAAGGCUGGAGGCCAUCAAGGAGACUCAUGGCAAAGGCGCCAUGGUAAGCCCUACCAUCAACCAUCAAGGAGAGAGUUCAGGAACCAUCCCGCCAGUGGAGAAUUUACGCCAUUAAAUACUUCAAAAGCUUACGUGUUAGACGAAAUUCUUGCCAGCGGUUUGGCAAACCUCCCCGCCAGAAGAACCAACAAUAUCCCCAUGGGGCUCGACGACAGCGCUUGGUGCUCCUAUCACAGAUGCAGAGGUCAUUCCACGGAGAAGUGUUUCCGCCCGAGAGAUUUGAUCGAGGAACUGAUCAAAAGCGGCCACCUCCGAAAGUUCAUUGAAGACGCAACACAGGGCCGAGUCGUCGUGCCUAAAAUCCCUAGGCAAGAACCACGAAAUACUCCCGGGUCAGGUAAAGAAUCUCCCAAAGGAAGGAUCUCUGUGAAUACAAUAGCAGGGGGAUUCUCAGGAGGAGGCGAGUCAAGCUCGACGAGGAAACGAUAUGUGCGCCGCGCAAUCUCAGAAAUAUACCUCGUGAGACAACCACAACCACUCGCCGUCCCGGAUUUGGCAUUCACGGUAAAGGAUGGACUUGAGGUGGCACCUCACGAUGAUGACCCUCUGGUAAUACAAGUCCAAAUCCUGAACUGCGACGUAAAGAGAGUAUUGAUUGACUCAGGAAGCUCAGCAGAUAUUAUGUACUGGGAGGCCUUUAAGGCCAUGCAAUUAGCAGAGGAGCAGUUGCAACCAUAUGCCGGAACUUUGGUUGGAUUUUCCGGAGAGCAGGUAGACGUAAUGGGCUACGCCUCGUUACUCACUACCUUUGGAGAAGGGAGUAACGCCAAAACCAUCAAGGUACGAUAUUUGGUAGUCAAAACUCCAUUCACCUCCUACAACAUUAUCAUAGGAAGACCCGCUUUCAACACCUUGGGCGCGGCCAUGUCCACCCUAUAUCUAGCGAUUAAAUAUCCUCUAGACAACGGAGAAGUAGGAACAGUUAGAGGCGAUCAAAUACUCGCCAAAAAGUGCUACGAGUCCAGUCUGAAGAUAAGACAUAAAACCUCCAAUUCAAGUGUAGUAUUUGAGGGAAGACAAACCACAGUUCCUGGUGGCAUAAACAUCAUUGAGAAUUCAGAUAUGGAUCCCAGAGAAGAGUUCCAAGACAAGAGAGUGAGCCCUAUAGAAGACCUGGAGCAAGUCCAAAUUGGCGAACACCCACACCAGACAACCAGUUUAGGGACAGCGUUAACUCACCAAGAGAGAGGGAAAAUCAUCAAAAUCCUGAAAGAUAACGCUGACCUAUUUGCGUGGAAGCCUUCAGACAUGCCAGGAAUAGAUGAAGGGGUGAUCACCCACAAGCUAUCGAUAUCGCCCAGCACUAAACCAAUCUCUCAAAGAAAAAGAAAGGUAGGAGAAGAAAGGCGAGCUGCGAUAGCAGAAGAAGUAGAGAAACUAAAAGAAGUUGGAUUCAUUGAGGAAAUAAAAUACCCUUCGUGGUUAGCAAACGUCGUCAUGGUGAAAAAGGCCAACGAAAAAUGGAGGAUGUGCGUAGAUUUUACGGAUCUGAAUAAGGCGUGUCUCAAAGACACAUAUCCUUUGCCCAACAUAGAUAGGUUGAUAGACGGCGCUUCUGGAUGCAAAAUGUUGAGCUUCAUGGACGCCUACUCCGGGUAUAAUCAAAUAAAGAUGAAUCCCGCAGACGCCCGCCACACAGCCUUUAUGUCUAACACCUGCAAUUAUUUUUACAACGUUAUGCCUUUUGGGCUGAAUAAUGCGGGGGCGACAUAUCAAAGGCUGAUGGACAGGGUAUUCUCCGAACAAAUAGGAAAGAACCUGGAAGUAUACAUUGAUGACAUGGUAGUGAAAACUUCCGAAGAGAACCAGCAUGACGAUGAUCUUUUAGACAUCCUGAGAUCGGUAAGGAAAUACAACAUGAGGUUAAACCCAGCAAAAUGUUCUUUCGGAGUGCAAGCAGGGAAAUUCCUAGGUUUCAUGCUCACCCACAGAGGAAUAGAGGCCAACCCUGAAAAAUGUCAAGCCAUCAUAGACAUGCGAAGUCCUACCUCCGUAAAAGAGGUUCAGAAGCUGACAGGAAGAAUAGCGGCGUUGUCCAGGUUCCUAUCAUGCGCAGGCGAGAAAGGUUUUCAUUUCUUUACAUCUCUAAAGAAAAAUGAAAGAUUUUCAUGGACGCCUGAGUGCGAGGAGGCUUUCAAACAAUUAAAAGAAUUCUUGGCAUCUCCGCCCAUCCUGACGCGCCCAUUACCAGGCAAUACUCUUUACCUUUAUCUUGCAGUUUCCGAUAGAGCCUUAAGUUCCGCUUUAGUUCAAGAGGUAGAGGGCGAGGAAAAACCCAUAUACUUCGUAAGUAGAACCCUUAGAGGAGCGGAGAUAAGAUAUCAAAGGAUCGAGAGGCUAUCUCUCGCGGUAGUUGUCACAGCCAGGAAGUUAAGACAAUACUUUCAAAGCCAUAAAGUAGUUGUUAGGACAGAUUACCCUAUUAAGAAUGUCCUCAGAAAGCCUGACUUAGCGGGAAGGAUGGUAGCGUGGUCCGUCGAGUUGUCAGAAUUUGACAUCACUUUCUCACCUAGAGGGGCCAUCAAGUCUCAAAGGUUGGCCGACUUUGUGUUAGAAAUGUCUACCCCGCCAAUAACUGAAAAAACUUCGCCUUGGACCCUAUCAGUUGAUGGAGCCUCCAACGUAAGGGGAAGUGGGGCUGGAAUAGUACUAAAAGGACCAGAUGGCGUUAUGAUAGAGCAAUCACUACGUUUCGCCUUUAAAGCUAGCAACAAUCAAGCCGAACACGAAGCUUUGAUAGCAGGAAUGAAGCUAGCGAAGGAUAUGGAAGUGAAGGAUGUGAAAGCCAUGAGCGAUUCCCAACUGGUUACCAACCAGGUAUCAGAGAAAUUUCAAACGAAGGAGCCACAGUUAAUCAAAUAUGUAGAGGGGGUACAAAAUCUAGCCAAAUGCUUCAACUCUUUUGAAUUAGUUUAUGUUCCCCGCGAGCAAAACAUGAGGGCAGAUUUGUUGUCAAAAUUGGCGAGCACGAAAAAGCCAGGAAGUCAUAAAACCGUUAUCCAAGAAACCAUCAAAACUCCCAGCAUUAGCGGGGAGGAUCUGAUGAUGGUAAUAGAAGAGGAAGAUUGGAGGUCGCCCAUAAUCCGAUACCUCCAAAAUGACGAACUCCCAAAGGAAAAGGAAAAGGCGUUCAAAUUAAAAAAGAUGGCGGCAUGGUACUCCAUGGUUGGGGAUAAGCUUUACAAGAGAGGAUUCGCUUCCCCCCUCCUUCUGUGUGUCAGCAAUGAAGAAGCAAAGCGCAUUAUGUCCGAGGUGCAUGAGGGUUCGUGCGACAGCCAUAUUGGUUCAAGAGCGUUAGCAAGAAAGUUAUUAAGAGCAGGUUUUUACUGGCCAGAUAUACAUGAUGAUACCGCCAUGUACGUAAGAAACUGCGAUAAAUGCCAGCGACACGCUAAUUUAGAUCACGUCCCAGGAGAGCCACUGAAGUCAGUAUUAUCCCCAUGGCCUUUUUUCAUGUGGGGCGUGGAUAUCAUUGGUCCAUUUCCAGUUGGGUACAAACAAGCGCGAUGGAUCAUCGUCGCCGUGGAUUAUUUUACAAAAUGGAUAGAAGCAGAGCUAGUAUCCAGUAUUUCGGCGGAACAGGUUAAGAUCUUUUAUUGGAAGAAAAUCAUUUGCAGAUUCGGAUUGCCCAAGUAUAUUGUAUCAGAUAACGGCACCCAGUUCGCCAGUGAAAGUGUCGUAGAGUUCUGUCGAAACAAGGGAAUCCAAAAUACCUUCAUAUCGGUGGAGCAUCCUCAAACUAACGGAUAA
This is a messenger RNA of Trifolium pratense (red clover), 4596 nucleotides long. RefSeq lists its product as uncharacterized. NCBI's taxonomy places the organism in Eukaryota, Viridiplantae, Streptophyta, Magnoliopsida, Fabales, Fabaceae. Gene Ontology annotation, molecular function: nucleic acid binding; RNA-DNA hybrid ribonuclease activity. The transcript has a single exon. The record is from RefSeq and is a predicted model, not a curated record. The coding region runs from base 1 to 4596 and encodes 1531 amino acids. Gene Ontology annotation, biological process: DNA integration.